GAAGGUAAGAAUAGGGAAACAAAAGGUGAGAAGGAAAAAUUCGCCUAAUACAGACAACUUCCCUUUGGUUUCUGGCAUACUUUUCUGGAAAUUUCCAGAUUUCCAUUUCCUCCUCUUAAUAAACUGCUUGCCUUCAUCAAUGGAGGGGCUUUGAAAGUCCAGAAGUCGCAAAGACAAGCUCUGAAUUUUUUGAAUGUCCCCUUUUCUUCUUCUCCUUCGAUUCCAUGGGUAAUUCUUGUCUUCUCUCUUAAACCUUUCCUGCAAUAUCUACAGGUCGGUGGCUUCUGAUUUCAAAUCAUUUUUGGAAGAGUUUGAAUUUUGAGGUUUCGAGAUUGAAUCAAAGUUUUCUUCAAUUAUGUUCUAAUCUGAUGAUUGCCAUUGAGGAGCAGAGGCAUUUCAAAAGAUUGUUUUGUCAAAGGGAGAGAUCUCUGAUCAGAGAGAAUCAUCGAUCUGGGAACAACAAAAUCGAGGAUUGAUCUCAUGAAUUGUGGACCGAUGUGUGGCUUCUAUUGCUGGGGUUGGGAGUUUUUAACCGCUCUGCUCUUAUUCAGUUUAAAGCUUCAUUAGCUCUCCUCUUUCUGUCGCUCUCCCCAGCGAGGGUCUUUAAUUUAGUUUUUUGUAAGAGUGGAAAGAGAAGAUGGCGAAGGAGAUACAGCAGCCGAGGCAGGUGCCUGCACCAUUCCUGAGCAAGACAUACCAGCUGGUCGACGACCCCGCCACCGACGAGGUGGUGUCGUGGAAUGAGGAAGGGAGCACCUUCGUCGUGUGGCGUCCGGCCGAGUUCGCCAGGGACCUUCUCCCCAACUACUUCAAACACAACAACUUCUCCAGCUUCGUUCGCCAGCUCAACACCUAUGGUUUCAGGAAGAUAGUGCCCGACCGGUGGGAGUUUUCCAAUGAUUUCUUUCGAAGGGGCGAAAAGGCCCUCCUCUGCGAAAUCCACCGUAGGAAGGCAUCAACAGUGGCCAUUUGCUCCAAAUCAGCUGCCGCGGUCUCAGCAUCAAAUUCAGGUGACGAUCAGGCAUCUUCGUCCACCUCGUCCACUGAUCCCCUACCUAAGAACCUCCAUGAAACCUCUUUCUCCGACCUCUCCGAUGAGAAUGAGAAGCUCAAGAGGGAUAACUUUCAUCUUGCCUCAGAGCUCCUUCAAACCAAGAAGCAAUGUGCCGAUCUCAUCGCUUUCCUCUCGAAAUGCAUAAAUGUUUUGCCUGAACAAAUCACUAAGAUCAUGGAGCGCGGGAGCAAUGUGGAUUGUGGGUCUUAUGUGAAGGAAGGCAGAGAUGAUGAUGACGAAAAUGAUGAUCAGAGUCCUAAGCUCUUUGGCGUGAGGCUGAGAGUGAAAGAUGAGAAGAAUAAGAAGAGGGGUUUCAUGGGAGAGGGGGUGAAUGGGCCUCCAUUGAAGGUCAAGAAGCUUGAUUUGGAGACCCCUUGGAUGAGGAUAUCUUCUCCUGAAGGCAGCAAAGUUUGCCACUAGGGGGAGGGGAAAAAAUAAAAAAUUUAAGGAAAAAAAUUGUUAUUUUAGAAUCAUUUUAAAAAAUUAGGAGAUACAUAACAACAAAUCAAUGUGGGGGAAAUCACCGCAUGGUUUGGGACUCUGGGUUAUUAGUAAGUAGUUUUCUAGUGUUAUCUGGGAUUGAAAGUUCACUUUUCACAGGUUUCCUUGAGCUUUUCCAUUUCCAAAAUGUAAGCAGAAAAGCUCUUAGAUUGCGAAAGUUCUAAUUGUAAUUAAUGUGCAGCAAAGGUGUUUGAUGAUUCGUGGUA
This is a messenger RNA of Amborella trichopoda, 1761 nucleotides long. It is a transcript of the gene HSF4, whose product is annotated as heat shock factor 4. Gene Ontology annotation, molecular function: RNA polymerase II cis-regulatory region sequence-specific DNA binding; DNA-binding transcription factor activity. NCBI's taxonomy places the organism in Eukaryota, Viridiplantae, Streptophyta, Magnoliopsida, Amborellales, Amborellaceae. Gene Ontology annotation, biological process: regulation of transcription by RNA polymerase II. The record is from RefSeq and is a predicted model, not a curated record. Gene Ontology annotation, cellular component: nucleus.